Mus musculus (house mouse) is the source of this 930-nucleotide messenger RNA. It is a transcript of the gene Or5b3, whose product is annotated as olfactory receptor family 5 subfamily B member 3. Bases 1 to 930 code for a protein of 309 amino acids. NCBI's taxonomy places the organism in Eukaryota, Metazoa, Chordata, Mammalia, Rodentia, Muridae. Gene Ontology annotation, biological process: signal transduction; G protein-coupled receptor signaling pathway; detection of chemical stimulus involved in sensory perception of smell. Gene Ontology annotation, cellular component: plasma membrane; membrane. The record is from RefSeq and is marked validated. Gene Ontology annotation, molecular function: G protein-coupled receptor activity; olfactory receptor activity. The transcript has a single exon.
AUGAGUCUGAUGGAGAAUAAUACCGAUGUUACACAGUUUCUCCUGCUGGGACUCACUGAUGACCCAGGCCUACAGUUUCCCCUUUUCAUUACAUUUCUCCUCAUCUAUACCAUCACCCUGGUGGGAAAUCUGGGGAUGAUUCUGCUGAUUGUCCUGGACUCUCGUCUUCAUACUCCUAUGUACUUUUUUCUAGGUAAUCUGUCCUUGGUUGAUUUUUGUUACUCCUCAGCUGUCACACCCACAGUCAUGACUGGGCUAAUAGGAGAGAAGAUCAUUUCCUACAAUGACUGUGCUGCUCAGAUGUUCUUUUUUGUAGCCUUUGCUACUGUGGAAAAUUACCUGUUGGCCUCAAUGGCCUAUGAUCGUUAUGCAGCAGUGUGCAAGCCCUUGCACUAUGCCACCACCAUGACUGCAAAUGUGUGCAUCUGUCUUUGUAUAGGUUCCUAUACCUGUGGUUUUUUGAAUGCCUCCAUCCACAUUGGGGACACUUUCAGUCUUUCCUUCUGUAGGUCUAAUGUAGUGCAUCACUUCUUCUGUGAUAUUCCAGCAGUCAUGGUUCUCUCUUGCUCUGACAGACAUGUUAGUGAGCUGGUUCUUGUUUAUGUAGUAAGCUUCAAUAUCUUUUUUGCUCUCUCAGUUAUCUGGAUAUCCUAUAUAUUCAUUUUUAUUACAAUCUGUAAAAUGCACUCAAGUUCUGGAUAUCGAAAGGCUAUAUCCACUUGUGCCUCACACUUCAUUGCGGUAUCAAUUUUUUAUGGGACGAUCAUAUUCAUGUACUUGCAGCCCAGCUCCAGUCAUUCCAUGGACACUGACAAAAUUGCCUCUGUGUUCUAUACCAUGAUCAUCCCCAUGCUGAAUCCUCUGGUCUAUAGCAUGCGGAACAAAGAAGUCAAGAGUGCAUUCACAAAAGUUUUGCAGGUGGCAAAAUAG